Molecule: messenger RNA, 475 nt
Organism: Vanessa tameamea
Lineage: Eukaryota; Metazoa; Arthropoda; Insecta; Lepidoptera; Nymphalidae
Exons: 3
Coding region: 48-368 (106 amino acids)
Source: RefSeq, a predicted model, not a curated record
CAAACGAUCAAACUCUGUGUCAAUUCAUUGGUGACAUUUGUUCCAACAUGUUCAAGUUGCUGGUUGUGUUGUCUGCGUGUCUGUGCGUCGGUUAUGCUGCAGUCAGCAUCGGACCUUUGGAGACGAAACCUGAUGAAUUCAAAGAUCAAGAAGGAUGUUACAUAGAUGAUCUGAAAGCGGUCAUCCCAUUCGGUCAGUCAAGGCCAUCCAAGACUGCGGGCAAUUGUAUGGAGUACAGAUGUAGCACGACGCAGAUCACAUAUGUGACAUGUGGUGCGGUGGCUGUGGAGGCACCUUGUGAGAAAGUAGCGGACGUAGAGAAGUUCUAUCCAGACUGCUGUCCACGGGCUGUUUGUCCUUGUGCUUAAGCCCCGUUAAAUCUCCAUUUACGCGUCUAUCUGUACACUCACACAGCUAACGUGAACUGAACUAAAUACAAUUAAAUUAUUUUCUUCCUAAUGAUUUUUGUUUAAUU